Molecule: messenger RNA, 321 nt
Organism: Fusarium redolens
Lineage: Eukaryota; Fungi; Ascomycota; Sordariomycetes; Hypocreales; Nectriaceae
Exons: 1
Coding region: 1-321 (106 amino acids)
Source: RefSeq, a predicted model, not a curated record
AUGGCCGCUGCCAAGGUCAUUGAUAUUCUGAACAGUGGUGGCAUCAUUUUUGAGGAGCAUGAUCUUGACAUCUGUUUCUUGAAUCUUCCUCAGCAACUGUUCCCUAAACCAGCCGUUGCUGUUGAGGACACCGAAGAGACCGAACAAUCUUGUCUUGAGCCUCCAACUAUUGAGAAAAAAUCUGUUCUCACAGCUGGCUAUACUACCAAGGACCAUCUCGGUGAAGACGGAAACUGCCGAGUGAUCAGCCCAACUGUGUUCAAGGCAAGAUUUCCUUUCAUGAGAAGGGCGAUCCGGACACUGACUCUUUGUGUUGUUUGA